AGAGAAACGCGCGAACGCAUACAAACCACCAAUCCAAUCACUCACCUCGUCACAUAAAACUCUCCCCAACCUUCUCACCACGACAAGACCCAACAGACCGGAACUUGCAAACUCGGCCAUGGCUUCUCUAACAUGUCUUCCUUAUUAUACUCUUCUACCUAGUCACUCCCCCUCUUCUUCUUCUUCUGCUACCACGUGUCUUGUUGUGGGCAAUCCGAAACGGUGUGGUCUUAGUUUGAAGAACAGCCGAAGCAGACAAAGAUUUGGUCUGACUACUAGAGCUUCUGUUGACGAGGUUUCAGCUCUGGACGAGGUUUCUGGCUUAGCGAAAGAUGCCGUGGACGACGUCACGUCUCUGGGAAGAUCGCCGUUGAAGCUCAAGUUGUUGAGUGCUGUUGCUGGGCUAAAUAAAGGUCUUGCAGCGAGUGAAGAUGAUCUACGAAAGGCAGAUGCUGCUGCAAAGGAGCUUGAAGCUGCUGGAGGCCCAGUGGAUCUGUCAACUGAUCUUGACAAACUGCAAGGGAGAUGGAAACUGGUAUAUAGCAGUGCAUUUUCUUCUCGCACUCUUGGGGGGAGCCGCCCUGGGCCUCCCAUUGGAAGACUCCUCCCAAUCACUCUUGGUCAGGUGUUUCAACGAAUUGACAUCUUAAGCAAAGACUUUGAUAACAUAGUGGAGCUUCAACUAGGUGCUCCAUGGCCCCUGCCGCCUAUUGAAGUAACUGCCACUUUAGCCCACAAAUUUGAAGUCAUAGGUUCCGCAAGUGUUAAGAUCGUAUUUGACAAAACCACUGUGAAGACAACUGGAAGCUUGUCACAACUUCCUCCAUUAGAGAUUCCUAAGUUACCGGAUGGACUGAGGCCAUCAUCCAACACAGGCAGUAGUGAAUUUGAAGUAACCUAUGUUGAUUCCGACACCCGCAUCACCAGAGGAGAUAGAGAUGAGCUAAGGGUUUUUGUGAUUGCUUGAGUCCUGGUAGUCUCUUUCAAGGCCAGUGCAUCACCAACUCUUCAACUCACGUGUUCUUUGAGGUCCUUUUGGUCUUAUAGUAUUACAUUUUUGAUUGUAUGUGCAUAAGCACAGCUAAAGUGAAAUUCCAUGAGCAGCGUUCGACGAGAAACAACUGCUUUAUACUUGUAAGUCAUCCAUACAGUGAAUCUUAUUUGUCACUCUGAUCUGCAUACCCUUUGCCAAUGUAUACACAUAGGGUUCUUUAUAUAGACGAUAGCAAUUCAGUAGCUACAAUUGUUCUUGUCAAAAGUAUCAGCUCGUUAUCUAUCGCCAAAAACCAUCAAAAAGUUCAAA
Messenger RNA from Argentina anserina (silverweed cinquefoil), 1303 nucleotides. RefSeq names its product plastid-lipid-associated protein 6, chloroplastic. The record is from RefSeq and is a predicted model, not a curated record. The transcript is spliced from 4 exons. Lineage: Eukaryota; Viridiplantae; Streptophyta; Magnoliopsida; Rosales; Rosaceae. The coding region runs from base 119 to 967 and encodes 282 amino acids.